This is a messenger RNA of Auxenochlorella protothecoides, 315 nucleotides long. RefSeq lists its product as hypothetical. NCBI's taxonomy places the organism in Eukaryota, Viridiplantae, Chlorophyta, Trebouxiophyceae, Chlorellales, Chlorellaceae. The transcript is spliced from 3 exons. The coding region runs from base 1 to 315 and encodes 104 amino acids. The record is from RefSeq and is a predicted model, not a curated record.
AUGAUUGGCACAGGGCGUCGAAGCCUCCUGGUGCUCGCGCUGCUGGCCAUUGCUGCCGGCGCAAGCCCCGAGACGGAGCCCAACCCUUGCAUCGCGCUGGGCCUGGGCUUGCUCACCGCAUGCAAUUCGGAGGCGCGGUACCUCGUGCAGUGCUGCAACGCCACCAUCACCUUCCUGGAGCCGCCCACGGAGUGCAACUGCGACCCAGGCCUGCUGGACCUCAUCCCCACCGCGGGCGUGACCCUGAACGGUCUGGCCGGCAUGCUGGAGUUUGUGGGCGCGAGCUGCGGCUCGGAGCCGGUGCAGUGCACGUGA